Messenger RNA from Mesoplodon densirostris (Blainville's beaked whale), 3460 nucleotides. Its product is annotated as gamma-taxilin-like. NCBI's taxonomy places the organism in Eukaryota, Metazoa, Chordata, Mammalia, Artiodactyla, Ziphiidae. The coding region runs from base 227 to 1849 and encodes 540 amino acids. The transcript is spliced from 11 exons. Gene Ontology annotation, biological process: regulation of cell cycle. Gene Ontology annotation, molecular function: syntaxin binding. The record is from RefSeq and is a predicted model, not a curated record.
UGGGUCAAAGGUGCGGGUUUAAGUGCUUCCGUCACUUCUUGGCGACGCAGGUAGGAUAAAGCGCCGGGAAGAGGCGGCGGAGCAAGGGCUGAGGAGGCGAUUGAGGCCGGACGCGGCGGUCGACUGAGCAGCCAGAAGCAGAUCAGUUCAAAGGCUACAAUGAUGUGGCCAGAGUCGGCUGAUUGGUGUGGACCAUCAAUCCCAUGACCUGAAAUGGUGGUCAACUAUGGGACACCCAGGACGAAUAGACCUGAGAAGUUUUAAAGGUUGGAUGCACUCAGACUUCCAGAAUGAGGAGAAUCAGUGCCCUGUGUGUCAUGGCCUUCCCAAUCUGGAGACAACUGGAUCAUCUUUCAGCAUGUGUCACAAGCUUGUGAUUGGCACAGUUGAAGAAUCUAGAAUUUACAGACUAGGAGUAAAUGCAGAUAUGUUGCAUAACUCUCAAUCAAAUGAUAUUCCUCAACGUCGUGACUCAAGUUACAGUAGCCCAACUAACAAGCAUUCACUGGAAGAGGAUGAAAGCAGUAACUUUAUAACACAGAGCAGGGAUUUGCUGAGCCCAGUGUACUGCACACAAGAGUCAAGAGAGGAACCUCCAGGGCCAGAAGCUGGAGCAGAUCCCUCUGAUGUUCAGCAAGAUUCAGAAUGCCGCAGAAACAAAGAAAAUAUCUUAGGAAAAGAAGUAGUAUUAUUGAUGCAAGCCUUAAACACUCUUUCAACUCCAGAGGAGAAGCUGGCAGCACUGUGUAAGAAAUAUGCUGAUCUCCUGGAGGAGAGCAGGAACGUUCAGAAGCAAGUGAAGAUUCUGCAGAAGAAGCAAGCCCAGAUCGUGAAAGAGAAAGUUCAGUUGCAGAGUGAACACAGCAAGGCUAUCUUGGCAAGAAGCAAACUAGAGUCUCUUUGCAGGGAACUUCAGCGUCACAAUAAGACAUUAAAGGAAGAAAAUAUGCAGCAGGCAAGAGAAGAAGAAGAAAGACGUAAAGAAGCAACUGCACAUUUCCAAUUUACUUUGAAUGAAAUCCAGGCACAACUAGAACAACAUGAUGUACACAACGCCAAACUUCACCAGGAAAAUAUUGAACUGGGAGAGAAACUGAAGAAGCUCAUUGAACAGUAUGCAUUGAGGGAGGAGCAUAUUGACAAAGUGUUCAAACACAAGGAACUGCAACAACAACUUGUGGAUGCCAAGCUUCAGCAAACAACACAGCUCAUAAAGGAAGCUGAUGACAAACAUCAAAGAGAAAGAGAGAUGCUAUUAAAAGAAGCAACAGAAUCGAGGCACAAGUUUGAAGAAAUGAAACAGCAAGAAGUACAGUUAAAACAGCAGCUUUCUGUUUAUAUGGAUAAGUUUGAAGAAUUCCAGACUACCAUGGCAAAAAGCAAUGAACUGUUUACAACCUUCAGGCAGGAAAUGGAAAAGAUGACAAAGAAAAUUAAAAAACUGGAAAAAGAAAUGGUAAUAUGGCGUACCAAAUGGGAAAAUAAUAGUAAAGUACUUCUGCAAAUGGCUGAAGAGAAAACUGUCCGUGAUAAAGAGUACAAGCCCUUUCAAAUAAAACUGGAACGAUUAGAGAAGCUGUACAGAGCUCUUCAGAUGGAAAGAAAUGAGCUCAGUGAGAAGGUAGAAAUCCUGAAAGAGCAGGCCUCUGUAAAAGCAGCAGAUGGAGAUUCAGCAACACCUAUGAUACAGCCCUGCACUGCUCUUGAUUCUAAGAAAGAGCUGAACACCUCCUCUAAAAGAGCUCCAGGAGGCAACCUGAAAGCUAAGCCCAAAGGAACAAAUGAAACAAAAUGCAGCUUAAAAGAUCCUCUCCAUGUGAUCUCUCUGGGCAUUGAUUCAGUUGACUAAGAUGAAGUGUGAUCACUGUAAUGAGAGAUAUAUUUUGCAUAUAACUUUUCUGUAGUAGUUCCUCUUCCUUUUGUGAUGAAAAAUUUCUUACUUUUUCUACCGUAUCUGUAUUUUCUUAGCUGUUGGACUACAUGGUACAGGAGGCUGCUUAGCAGUCGGGCAUUGUUUUAAAGUAUACAUUUUUCCACAGCUGUAUUAUACACAUCUGCCUUAUUUUUCCUUCAUUGGACUGUAUGUGUUCAUCGCCUUGUUCUUUGAAUGUAUCAGUUCAUCUGCUCAUUGCCUUCUCCCUGCCUCUUGCAUAUAUUUAUCAGAAUUAAAUUGAGACUUGUCUGAUAAUGGUUCCUCUUUGUAAAAACUAAUACUAAUUUAAACUCUAGUUCAUUAAUGUAAAAGAGAGAAAAUAUAAAGAUGAUUACUUUUGUCUAGUAGCUCAUUUAAAUGCCAGGUAGAAAUAAAAGUGCAGUAUGUGAUAUGAAAAAACACAGCAUAUUUGAUUCAGAUUAGUUUUUUAUAAUAUUUUUAUCGCUUGACAAACUGAGAUAACUGUAAGUUUUGACUCCUUCAAAGUUGUGGCAAUAUGUAAAUGAAGUUGUUGGACAGACAGGUUGAAUGUGAAUGUGAAUUUAAAAUAUUUGUAUUCCUUUAGUUACAGGUUGGAACAGAUGACUGAAGAAAAAAAUUAGUAUUUAGAUCUUUGCAUUUAAAAUGGGGAACUUUUCUGAAGUUUGAAUUUUGUUCUUUAACUUUGUUAGUUUGAUGUUUAACAGCUGAAUAAUCUUAUUUAUGUGUUCCUGUCGCAUUUAUGAUCUAAAAUGGAUUCAAAAUUUAAUUAUAUAAUGGGAAAGAGAGCCCCGAAUGUGAGAUACUUACAAAGUUCCAUCACUGACCUUGAUGAUCAAGGGUCCACACAGUACAUGAAAGCAAAACGACGUACAUGAAAAUUGACUUAACUACCCUGCCAAAAUUAACAAAAGCAGAUAAAGUUCUUUAACAAAUUUUUAUAAAUAUCUCCUGUAGUUACUGAGUUAAAUAUUGGACUCACUUCUAUGAGAGGAAAUAAACAUGUAUGUUAGAAGUAAGAAUUUACCUUAAAACUAAUGUGAUUGAUCAUAUUUCACCAGAACCCUGCUGCAUGUAUCCUGACAUUUAAUGUUAAGGUAGUUGUGUGGCCCACCACACUUCUUUGUGGCACUUGUUUUCUGUGGAAAGUAAAUCUUGGGCUGAAAGCAAUGUGGUUGACACCAUUUAAGUCUACUGUUUUGGGUGUAGCUAGGUGUAUUAGAUAAUUGUGUGAAAUAAUAUAGAGAUAUACAAUCUUCUAGAGUUGUAAAAUCUAUAGUGGCAGUGGAUACCAAGGUAUAAAAAAAAUGUGGGUGUAGAAUAAAUGACCAUUUUAUUUUGAGAUGUGUAGGAAGACAUUUUGUGGUUACGAGACCAAUUUUUUUUGUUACUUUUGAAACUAUCUUCUUACAGUUGGCUAUCACCAUACAUUUCUCAGGUGUUGCAGAAUUACCUACCUCUUUCAUACUGUAAAUGAAAAACUGAAAAGAGUGCUAAAAACACUGCUUUAUUUUUACAGCUUACAUUUUUCCUGAAGAUAAAAAAUUG